AUGAGUGUCAUCCUCUGCACAGCGGGGUAUGAUCAUACCAUCCGCUUCUGGGAGGCCUUAUCCGGCAUUUGUUCACGAACCAUUCAGCACCCUGACUCGCAGGUCAAUCGCCUGUGCAUCACCCCUGAUAAAAGGUUCCUUGCUGCUGCUGGUCAUAAUAAUGUGAAGCUCUUCGAUAUCAAGUCCACUAAUCCCAACCCGGUGAUGACCUUCGAAGGUCACACAGGCAACAUUACGGGAGUCGCAUUCCACUGCGAAGGGAAAUGGAUGGUUACCAGCUCUGAGGAUGGAACCGUGAAAGUCUGGGAUACUCGUACCGGUAGCCUGCAACGCAACUACGUCCACCGAGCUGCCGUCAAUGACGUCGUGAUUCACCCUAACCAGGGGGAGCUCAUCAGUGGUGAUCGUGCUGGUAUGGUCCGCGUUUGGGAUCUAGGCGAGAGUGUCUGUACGCACCAGUUGAUUCCAGAGGAUGAUACUGCCGUUCUCAGUGUGAGCGUUGCCAGUGAUGGGUCAUUGCUCUGUGCAGGAAACAAAAAGGGUAACGUCUACAUCUGGCGCAUGGUCCAGACCGAAGAGUCGACUCGGAUCAUCCCUAUUUGCACGUUCCAAGCCCACAAAGAUUAUCUCACCCGCGUCCUUCUGUCUCCAGAUGUCAAGCACUUGGCAACAUGCUCUGCCGAUCACACUGCCAAGGUGUGGAACCUGGACCCAGAAUACGCACCUGCUAAGGUUGCCAUUAAGGAAUGGAAUGAGAAGCAAGCCCAGAAGGCCACCAUGGAGGACCAAAAUGAGCCUACUGCGGAAGCGGUUCAGGCGCAACAGGGGGCUGAGUUGAUGAACCAAGCGCGCGAUCUACUGCGCAUCUUCGAUACCCCCGUGCAAGACCGCGAAUUGCUUCGAAUUUCAGACAACGCUCCACGUACAGAAACCCCUCAGCAAACCUUCACCCCUCAGCCCGAUGGCCCACCCAUGGACCCGGCAAAUGGCACCCUCUUCCUGGAGACCACACUAGCCAACCACCAGCGAUGGGUCUGGGACUGUGCAUUCUCCGCUGACUCCGCAUACCUCGUCACUGUAUCGAGUGACCACUAUGCCCGCCUGUGGGAAUUAAGCUCUGGCAGCAUCAUUCGCCAGUACAGUGGCCACCACCGUGGCUCAGUGUGUGUUGCGCUGAACGACUACUCCGAACCCCGAUGA
Messenger RNA from Penicillium longicatenatum, 1200 nucleotides. Its product is annotated as WD40 repeat domain-containing protein. Gene Ontology annotation, biological process: regulation of actin cytoskeleton organization; TOR signaling. Gene Ontology annotation, molecular function: protein binding. NCBI's taxonomy places the organism in Eukaryota, Fungi, Ascomycota, Eurotiomycetes, Eurotiales, Aspergillaceae. The transcript has 4 exons. Gene Ontology annotation, cellular component: TORC1 complex; TORC2 complex. Bases 1 to 1200 code for a protein of 399 amino acids. The record is from RefSeq and is a predicted model, not a curated record.